GCGAAAUAAAAAAAAUACAUGAAAAUAUACAAAGAAUUUAAACAUCGAUAUCUGGUACAAAUACAUACGACAGAUACAUACGACUGAUACAUACAACAGAGACAUACAACAGAUACAUACAACAGAGACAUACAACAGAGACAUACAAUAGAUAUCAUGCAUACGCACUCGUUCGUAGAUUAGUUUAUAACGUUGUUAGCGUCCGAGUUGAGUCGCCAAAUACAUCGCAGUAACUCAACAUUUGCAGAAAUUACCAGAACAAAAUGUUGGUUUUCUGAAGUUUUCUCCCUACAAAUUGGAAAAAAUACUGGAUGACAAAUUGAAAAAAAGUCGUUUUUGUUCUGUUGGAGAGUGAUUAACUCAGCUUCGCCUGCUGAAAACAAAUUUUUGCUACUGCUUCCUAUAUUCGUUUCCUAUAAAUAGUAUUAUUACUUUUACUAUUUACUGCUGCGGCUACUACUACUACCACCACUACUACUACUACUGCAGCUACUACUACCACUACUGCUGCUACAACUGCCACUACUAAAAUUUUAUUGCUUUAAAUACAAACAUACACAUAUACAUACACAUAUAAACGUAAUAUAUACAUAAAACAUACGCCAGUCAGUUUAUUCAUAUCAAUCCAUCUCUAUUUAACAGUUAACUUCAACACAUCUAUGCAAUUUACGUAAUGUAAAACAAAAAAAAAUGGUUAUAAGUUAUUAUUGGCAGUUGUUAGGCAACGUUUGUUGAGUUGGACAGCACAAGAUGACCCUCAGUUUCGAAAGGGUCAAGUCGAUGAUCGAAGAGUUAACUAAUGUUAAUAUCGCCGUGGUUUGCGGCUUGAGUUUAUUAGUGUUGCUUGUCGACACGUCUGACGACGGUGGUUGUGACCCGCCCUAUCGUUCGAAGACCCAUAUCAGUUUUGAUGGCUUGGAGGGGCAUCUAACUGUCCCCGUUUUUACGAAAACAUGUACCAGUGACGUUAAGGUGGUUUACACUUUUGAGGGUGUGGCAGACCAGAGGGUACAGCUGACCCUGAACAACGUCAGUCUUGGAUGGGACGACACUGAACACGAUACCGUCAACCAAUGCGAAACAGGUGACUUCAUAAAGGUCCACGUGUUUGUAGGCAGGUCGAAACAGGAGCUGACGAACGUCUGCGGCAAUCGGACUUUCCUCAAGUUCAUGUCCACCGACAACACCAUGGAACUCGAGUACGUGAAGAGGAGUAGCACCAAAAUUUUAGGACCAGCCUUCAGUGCCAACUACAAAUUCGUCACAAAUUUCGGCAUAACGACAGGAAUACAGAACAAGAACCAGCCCAAUAUAAAGUGUAUGUUCGAAUACUUCAGCAGCCAGGGAAACAACGGUACAUUUUCAUCUCCCAACUAUCCCGGAUACUACCCACGCAACACGGAAUGCCACUACAUCUUCCACGGGAGCCAACAUGAAAGGAUAUAUAUCUCUUUCAAAUAUUUUGAUGUUGAAGGGCAUUCCAAUUGUAAGGAUGGAACGCAGAGUGACUAUGUGGAGCUUUCGAACUUCAACAUUCCUCUGGUGGACAGGAAGAUGGACAGGUUGUGUGGAACGGAUGUUGUCAGCAAGAGGAAAGAGAUCUCCAGUGACGGAAAUUUUUUUAGGGUCACCUUCAAAUCUGACGACGUGUACGAUGGCGAGGGAUUUGAAGCUGCCUACCAAUUUCGAAAGAUCAGUUCUGAUCAGCACAUGUUGCCGAGAGGAGAGAAGAUGGUUGGACGAACGUCAGUCCUAAAAUCUAGCUACAUUCUUUUAUCAAUUUCUCUUCUUAUAUCACCACUUCACUCAUAAUUCAUAGCAAUAAUUAAAAAGAUUAAAACUUUGAAUUGAUUUAAAAAGCUUUACUGUUGAUUUAAAGAAAUUAAAGUCUAACUUAUUAAAUAUAUUACGCGCUUGAAAAUUGCAUUGUGCGUCAGCAGUCAGUUUAAAUUUUAAAAUUCAAAUUUUUAAAUCUUUUCCCGCUAUUUUUUAGUUAACCCAAUAAUUCAUUUUGCUGGUAUUUUCUCAUUCACCAAUUUAAUAAAAAAUACUCAUUUUAUUUAAUAUUUUUUGCAAUAAAUAAAUAAUUUUGUG
Molecule: messenger RNA, 2094 nt
Organism: Helobdella robusta
Lineage: Eukaryota; Metazoa; Annelida; Clitellata; Rhynchobdellida; Glossiphoniidae
Exons: 9
Coding region: 751-1812 (353 amino acids)
Cellular component (GO): plasma membrane
Source: RefSeq, a predicted model, not a curated record